Messenger RNA from Dioscorea cayenensis subsp. rotundata (Guinea yam), 486 nucleotides. RefSeq lists its product as uncharacterized. The coding region runs from base 1 to 486 and encodes 161 amino acids. The transcript has a single exon. Lineage: Eukaryota; Viridiplantae; Streptophyta; Magnoliopsida; Dioscoreales; Dioscoreaceae. The record is from RefSeq and is a predicted model, not a curated record.
AUGCCCAAGUAUGCAAAGUUUAUAAAAGACCUGCUGACUAACAAUAGAAAAUUGGAGGAAUUAGAAACAAUUGCAUUACCACAGAACUGCUCUUUGAAGAUACAGAGGAAGCUCCUUAAUAAGUUGAAUGACCCCUGGAGUUUCAUUAUUCCAUGUGUGAUUGGGAAAGGUAUGCAAGAAAAGGCCUUGGAAGAUUCUGGGGCCAGUAUCAAUGUAAUGCCCUACAAGCUAUUUUUGAAGCUGGGAUUGGAAGACAUGAGGCCCACAAGGAUGACAAUAAAACUUGAAGACUGGUCUAUAAAGAAACCCCGUGGUGUUAGUGAGGAUGUGCUAGUUAGAGUUGACAAGCUCAUUAUCCCGGUGGAUUUUGUGAUUAUUGAUGUGGAUGAUGAUGUUAAAGUCCCAUUGAUCCUCGGGCGACCAUUUCUUAACACCAUCGGAGCGCUCAUUGAUCCCCGUGGCUAUGAAACACACCUUGGACCAUGA